GGCCGGCCCCCGAGUAGCCAGAGCCAGAAAGCAGGUGUCUGUUGCCCGGCGCGAGACUUAACUGGAGUGACGGCCUCCGUGAGACCUUGGGACGCGAACGAUGGGUCUCAUCUCAGAGCUGAAGCUUGCUGUUCCUUGGGGCCACAUUGCGGCCAAAGCCUGGGGCUCCCAUCAAGCCGCCCCUGUUCUCUGCCUUCACGGCUGGCUGGACAAUGCCAACUCCUUUGACAGACUCAUCCCUCUUCUCCCGAAGGACUUUCAUUAUGUUGCCAUGGACUUCGGGGGUCAUGGGCUCUCAUCCCACUACAGCCAAGGUUUCCCAUAUUACCAUCAAAACUUUGUGAGUGAGGUCCGGAGAGUUGCAGCAGCCCUGAAAUGGAACCGGUUUUCCCUCCUGGGCCACAGUUUUGGUGGCACUGUGGGUGGAAUGUUUUCCUGUAUCUUCCCCGAGAUGGUGGACAAACUCAUCUUGCUGGAGGCCUUACCAGUUGUCCUGGACACGAAUGAGAUGGACAACUUGCUGACCUACAAGCGGAGGGCCAUAGAGCACGUGCUGCAGGUGGAGGCCUCCAGGAAGCCUGCGCAGGUGGUCAGCCCGGAAGAGAUGCUGCAGUGGUUCCUGAAAAACAACAGCCACGUGGACGAGGCGUGUGGGAAGCAUCUCCUGCAGAGAGGAACCACACAGGUGGCCACGGGUGUGUCGCUGAACAGAGAUCGGAGGAUCAUUUUGCCAGAGUACUGCUUGGAUAUCGUCAGCAGGGAGCUGCUUGUGCAGUAUAUCAAAAAUCUGCAGGCCCGCAUCCUGUUAGUCAACCAGAGGCCAUCUGCUGCCUCCGGGCUCCACAGCCCAUUGAACAUCCUUUCUGGGGGGGCUCAGGUGCCACCCCCGCUCCACUGCAUUCAUCCUGGACCUGGGACCUGGCAGGAACCGUGCCUUCCAGGGACACGUCUGCUGAGCACAGGGGUUCAGAAGGCAGGGACUCACGGGGGCAAAUCCCAACCCCAGGGAGGGACGCUGCACACCCUCUGGGACAUCUAGACUUCACAAGUGAGAUGAUGAGCGCUGCUGAGGGUAUGGAGGAGCUAAACUAGAACCCUGCCAGGCUGCUGUGCAUUGUAAAACGGCGCAGCCAUUUUGGCAAGGUCUGGCAGUUCUUCAAGCCCUCGAAUCACCAUGUGACCCAGCAGUUCCACUCCUCAGUGUGAUCCCAGCGUCUGUCCACACCACAGCGAGUGCUGGUGGCUCACAGCGGUGUCCUUCAUGACAGAAUGAACCAAGUGUCGGAGGCAACUCCGAUGCCCUUCAGCUCACUGACAAGCAAAUAGGCUCCAUCCACACGAUGGACUGUUUUCAGCAAUAAGAUGGAGUGACGCAGUGACACUGCAACAGGGAGGAACCUUGAAAACAUUAGACUCAUUGAAAGAAGCCGGUCAGGAAAGUCCACAUACUGUGUGAUCCCAUUCACUUGCAAGUCCACAUCCAGCAUGUGCUCAGUCGUGUCCAACUCUUUGCGACCCUGUGGACUGU
Odocoileus virginianus texanus is the source of this 1528-nucleotide messenger RNA. It is a transcript of the gene SERHL2, whose product is annotated as serine hydrolase like 2. Gene Ontology annotation, molecular function: hydrolase activity. NCBI's taxonomy places the organism in Eukaryota, Metazoa, Chordata, Mammalia, Artiodactyla, Cervidae. Gene Ontology annotation, cellular component: mitochondrion. The record is from RefSeq and is a predicted model, not a curated record.